GCAAGGAGUGAGCAACAGCGUAAGAGGGGGCAAUUAAGAGAGGGGGGCAACAAGGAGGGCGCAGCAGGAGGUGAUCAGGGCGCACGGGGAGCGCAGUUAGCACCACGGGGGAGGUCAAUAAGGGAUCAAUAAGCAGCAUUUUGUGAGGCAGCAUGAUGUCUCCGGCGGCUCAGCCCUCCUCUCCAGCAUGUCAUGUCUCACUGCCUGGCAGAUCAGCAGAGGAGGCGCAGUGCGAGCAGCUGUGAACCUGGGAAAGGGAAGGCAGGAGCCGCUGCAGCCCGGAGAGCGCUAACCCCGGCGCAUAGGAGCGGGGCAAGGAGGCGCAACCACGGGGCAGCCUGGGGACACCAUGCCGGCCAUCAAGAAGGAAAGACCGGAUCGCGAGGAGCUGGCGCUGGCAGCCUUUAACCAACCCAUGGACACUAUCCCCGGAUACCUGACCGCUGCCAUCCCAGUGGUGACCCCGCAUCCUCCAGCCUACGAACACCUAUUUGCCACCCAUGCCCACCGGGCAUACCUGGGCUUACAUGAGCCCCACCACCCGCCUCUGCCUGAUGACCUCAUGCUGGAGAGGUUCUCCUCCAUCCCGGACUUCCAGCCCCUCUUUGAUCAGGGGGAGCCGUGCAUAGAGGUGGAGUGCGGAGAGAACAAGGCACUGCUCUACAUCCAGAAGUUGUGCCAGGGCAGUAAGGGGCCCUCCAUCCGCUACCGGGGAGAGUGGCUCACCCCCAAUGAGUUCCAGUUUGUCAGCGGACGGGAGACGGCCAAGGACUGGAAGCGGAGCAUCAGGCACAAAGGGAAAAGUCUGAAGACUCUUAUGUCAAAAGGAAUCUUACAGGUACAUCCUCCAAUCUGUGAUUGCCCUGGGUGUCGAAUUUCGUCUCCAGUGAAUCGGGGACGACUAGCAGAGAAAAGAACUAUCCCACUUCCACCUAGUAGGAUACCAAAAAAGGAACCCUGCUCUGUGUUCUCUCCAGGGGAGGAGAAUCCCAAAGGCAAUGGAGAAAUCCAGUCUGUAAAGCUGGAAGAGGAUCUGCACAUCAGUAUCAUGAAAAGAAGGAUACGAGCACAUUGGGAUCUAAACAUCUCCUUCCAAGAAACCUCUUGCAGCCGUGAGAACGACCUUUCCAGCAUCAUCUCCAACCUUCAACAGAGCCACCAACUCGUAAUGCCCGAGAAUCAGAGUAAGAGAAAUAGCCAUCAUCUCAGUUUUACAUCUACAGAUGACUUUUUAGGCAAGAAGCGAGAAUGCUCUCCCAACAGUAACAGCGAGUGCCCACUGGAAAGCAAGAAAGCCAGAAGCGAGUCACCGAAGGAAAACUCCCAGACUCCUUUGCUGGAGGAGCCAUUGGCUCAAAUGACUCCUGAGGAGCACUAUAGACGUAUGAUGUCGGCACUCAAUGAGCAUGGCAGCUUUGAGGAGCAGCAGCAGCGGCUGUACCAACUGGCCAACUCCAUGGCAGUACCUACCCACAGCGAUCUGCUCCGGGCACGACAAGAAGUGGCAGCUGCUGUGGUGCGAAACCCAGGAGCGAUGGAAGCUCACAUACCCACCUCCAGUAACUCCUCCAGCCAGAGGAGAAAGCAAGGCCUGCCGCAGCAUCGGGACACCUCCCACUUCACCGACAGGGAGAUGUCUCACCCGCCUCCGCUGCUGUCUCCUCAAAAUGCCCCUCACAUUGCCUUGGGGCCCCACUUGAGACCACCAUUUCUCGGGGUGCCAUCUGCCUUGUGUCAGAGUCCAGGUUAUGGUUUCUUGCAACCAGCCCAAGCUGAGAUGUUUGCACGACAGCAGGAAAUUCUACGGAAGCAGAACCUAGCCAGACUUGAAAUGUCGGCAGAAAUUAUACGCCAAAAGGAGCUGGAGAACCUACACAGGCAGCGGCUUUUAGCUGGUGAUCCGCUGACACUUCACCCGGGUUUACCCCCUGACCACCCUGCACUGCGCAACAUGCAUGAGCUCCCCGAGGGUCACCCUUUAAGAGAGGAACUUAACAGAAGGAAUGCAAUGCUUGUCUUAAGACACAAUAACACCCCACUACUCUCCCUAAAUCAUCAGGGGCUCCCUAGUGUGCCCCCUCCCAAGGAAUCCCAAAGUGCAAGAAGGACAAGUCGAAAGUCUGCUCAUCACCGGAUGGAGCCUCAAGGAAACCAUAGUGAAGCCAAGGAACUUUUGGAUCAGCGUAUAAGGGAGGGGGCAUCUGAUGGAAAUGAUGAGGAGAUGAAAGAUUCAGAGAGUGAGGCAGAGGAGAAGACAGACAGUCUUAGAGCUGACCGUGCUGCCUCCUCCUCCUCCCAUGAACUGCAAGAGGGUAAAGAUCCUCUCAAAGGAGGAGAGUCUCUAAAAGAGUCCAGUGACUCACACACCCACCAAAGCCUGUCAUGUGGUCCAUCAGAGUCACCUACUCAUCUUUUGGGACCAGGAAUCAACAAAGGAGAUGCAAAAUAUUUGCCUUCCAGCUCAGUGCCUCCACCUCAGCCAUUUCCCUUUGGUUUUCCCUAUGCUGUUAACCCUUAUUUCCACACAGGUGCCAUGGGGGGGCUCUUCCUGGAUGGAGAGGAGAGUGUGGUGCUGGAGGACCUCAGCAAGUGGACAGUGGAAGACGUCUGCAGCUUUGUAGGCAGUCUGUCUGGCUGUGCUGAAUACACACAGGUUUUCCGGGAGCACUGUAUAGAUGGGGAGACCUUGCCUUUAUUGACAGAAGAGCACUUAUUGAAUAACAUGGGUCUUAAGCUUGGCCCGGCACUAAAGAUCAGAGCACAGGUUGCCAGAAGAAUUGGACGAGUCCUUUACAUGGCGAGUUUUCCAGUGGCAUUUCCCCUACAGCACCCGAGCCUCCGACCAUCAGACAGAGAACUGACAAGUAGCGAAAUCAGACCGCCCUCUACUGGCAGUGCUGGAUCUCCCUUCCCCAAUGCACUCCUUCCCCCAAGCCGCAUUUCACCGAAACAUGAGAAUGGCAAUACAACAUACUUAAAUGAACCUGCUAAGUCUCUCUCUUAACUGUGCCCUGUCAUAUAGCGGGAACCUACUUUAACCUUUGUGUUGCGGAAGCCGGAGCUUUGAACCAGAAGGGAUCCAUUUCUUCUGGGUAGCUGCUAUCCCUUCAGCUGCUUGAGAGACUAAAUAACUGAGAGGGUUUGCAUACAGUGUAAAGAAAAAAAGAAAACAAAAAAGAAAAAAAAAUGAAUAAUGGAAAACCCCUGCACCUUCAAUGGGUGAAACAGAUUAAAUAUAUGUAUGUAUAUAUUUUUAUUUUCCAUUGACACCUUUGUAAAGCGAUCAAGAGAGAUUGUCGGACAACCAUAUUCCAGCAAUAACUGGAAGUUUGCAGAAGAUUAAAGGAGAAGGAUGAGCAUAACAAAACUAGGGGUGAUGGAACAAGCGAGACACGCACCGUCCUAUCCAGCCAUACCGAAUCUGUUACUGCAGCCACAGGAGGUGGCAUCGUACCCACGUGCGGGGGUGCAACCAAAAGAUAGCGGAAAAAUAAAGGCAUUAAAACGUAUUGUAGGACAAAAGCCAACGAUCCCGUCUCUCACGAAAGGCUUUUAAUGUGUAGGUGUCUGUCUCUUUGUCCGCCUCGCCCCGCUUUCCUAUGCAUCUCCAGCGACUUAAUAUUGUACCAAAGAAUAACCGCGCUGCUGCCUCGCUCCUGGCUGGCGUCGGUACAUUGCUGGAAUUGGGUUCUCUUUUAGUCUAUACUGCACCUUUAGUUUAUAACCCACCCUCGAUAUCCUGAAUAGAUUAGUGUCCCACGUGGUCUGCCUUGGUUUAUUUUGCUUCAGCGAAGGAGUGGCACAAGGGGCAUCGACAUAUUCUUCAUCUGCUUUGGACAAUCCUCAAACAGCCCCUUGGUCGCCAGUCCCAUAAUGGACAGCAAGGACUUGGCAGUAAGUGACUGUCAUGGACUCUGGGGUGGGACUGCUGAACUACUGCAAAUGGACAGAAAUGCCAUGUUACCCUAUAGUUCUGUCAUGGGUACCCUGUGAUACAGGCUGAUAUGGUACGCGCCCGUGUGUGUGAGGUUUUUUUCGUUUUUGUUUUUUUUUUCUUCUAUUUUUUUUCUUUUUAUUUCUAAGGGUUUGUUUUGUUUACAUGUUUUGACGUCAUCUAUUCAUGCUCAUCCACAGAUUAUGUUCAUUUCUAUCGGAAAAACAGAUGAAUUGUAGAUCAGCGGUACAGUUAGCAAAUUUUUAUUUUUUUUUGUUAUUAAAACUCAGACCUUAACAGAUCACCAGAGUAUGCUGCAUAGCAGCAACGUCAAAUAAAUGAAAAAUGAUACAAGCCACUCGUGUGCGUUUUUAUAUGUCUCUUUCCGUGCUGUGAUAUUCUAGCAGGCCUAGACCUGGCUCACAAAUGGUAGGAGCCAGCAAUAAAACACCUUGAAAAGUUACCUCAAGUUAUACGGCUAAAUUAGCGCUUGGCGGAAAUGCUAACCAUUGUAGCUGUGGAUUUGUGCUCCAGAAUGGAUGAUAUGGUAGAAAUCUCCACAUGUUGAAGACAUUUUCCACAUGGAAAUAUGAGCUAGCUGCAGAUUUGACGGCCGGCAGCAUUCUGUUGUGGAUUUUCCCUGCAGAGUUCAUUGCUGUCAGUGUAGCAGGGGGUUCUUACGGCAGUGGUCUCCUAACUGUGGACCUCCAGAUGUUGAAAAUCUACAACUCCCAGCAUGCUCCGACAGACUACUGUCUACUAAAAGACCUAACUUCAUUAUUGGUGUCACCAUAAAGAAAGUUAUAGGGGGA
Hyla sarda is the source of this 4746-nucleotide messenger RNA. RefSeq names its product sterile alpha motif domain containing 11 (gene SAMD11). Gene Ontology annotation, molecular function: DNA-binding transcription activator activity, RNA polymerase II-specific; protein binding; RNA polymerase II cis-regulatory region sequence-specific DNA binding. The coding region runs from base 350 to 3004 and encodes 884 amino acids. Gene Ontology annotation, biological process: positive regulation of transcription by RNA polymerase II. The transcript has 14 exons. The record is from RefSeq and is a predicted model, not a curated record. Lineage: Eukaryota; Metazoa; Chordata; Amphibia; Anura; Hylidae.